AUGUCAAACAUUCAGAAGGUCGAAUAUGAGGCACUCACUGUCUUCGGAGAUAACUACCUCAAAUGGGCCCUUGACACCAAGAUCUACCUCAACUCAAAAAGUCUGGGUGAAUGCAUCAAAGAUCCCAACACUGCGACUCAAACAGAACGGUACUCAGCGAUAUUUAUUAUCCGCCAUCACCUCGCUGAGUCUCUCAAGCAACAAUACCUCACUCUUGAGGAUCCACUCGAACUUUGGGUGGCACUGAAAAAGCGAUAUGACCAUCAGAAAACGGUCAUACUGCCCCAAGCCAAGUUCGACUGGAAGAACCUACGGUUCGAAGAUUUCAAAUCCGUCGAAGAAUUCAAUUCUGAACUCUUUCGGAUAGUUGCACUCAUAAAACUAUGUGGCGAGGAGGUCACUGAUAAGGAUAUGCUAGAGAAAACAUUCUCUACUUUUGGCACUCCCAAUGUUGUUCUCCAACAACAAUACCGUGCCAUGAAUCAUAGCACCUAUGAGAAUUUGAUAUCUUGCUUACUGCUUGCUGAGAAGAACAAUCAGCUUCUGUUGAGGAACAGUGCCAUGCGGCCUCCAGGAUCAGCCCCAUUGCCAGAAGGAACCAGAAAAGAGUCCAACUUCGUCCAACGUAACAGAUCCUCAGAUCGUGGAUGUGGACGUGGAAAUGGACAUGGACUGCGUGGCAGAGGACGCGGUAGACCGAACCAAGAUAACUGA
Molecule: messenger RNA, 714 nt
Organism: Eutrema salsugineum
Lineage: Eukaryota; Viridiplantae; Streptophyta; Magnoliopsida; Brassicales; Brassicaceae
Exons: 1
Coding region: 1-714 (237 amino acids)
Source: RefSeq, a predicted model, not a curated record